This is a messenger RNA of Periophthalmus magnuspinnatus, 5306 nucleotides long. RefSeq names its product protein phosphatase 4, regulatory subunit 1-like (gene ppp4r1l). Bases 253 to 3261 code for a protein of 1002 amino acids. The transcript is spliced from 20 exons. NCBI's taxonomy places the organism in Eukaryota, Metazoa, Chordata, Actinopteri, Gobiiformes, Gobiidae. Gene Ontology annotation, biological process: protein dephosphorylation. The record is from RefSeq and is a predicted model, not a curated record. Gene Ontology annotation, molecular function: protein binding; protein phosphatase regulator activity.
CGUCGGUCGGCUUUUUUGUUUGGACAUCCACACAAAGCCCAAAGGUGUGUUUAUGCUCAGCUAUGUCGAGUUUAUGCCAAAGCUGAUCACUGUGCCAGAAGCACCGUUUGGACGGAUAAAAGAGCCACAUACUCCAGCAUCAGGAAGUACUUUCAGGAAGUAGUUUUCUGCCUUUGAGUGACAGCUGUGCCGCGGUGACAGCCCACAGCGGACGGACGGACGGCAGCCCGCAGAGCCGAGCCGAUACUCAAGAUGGCAGGUCUAUCUUUAUAUUUUGAAGAUGGCCAUGAUGAUUUGGAUGACUUUGGAUUUGAUGACUAUGGUUCAGAGUGCGAUGGGAUCCGCAUCACAGCGUUCCUUGAUGCUGGACAAGACAACCUCACUCCACUGGGGAGGCUAGAGAAAUAUGCUUUCAGUGAGAAUGUUUUUAACAGGCAAAUUGUGGCUCGCGGCCUCCUGGAUGUGCUUCGAGAAUUCAGCGACAACGAGAAUGACUUCAUCAGCGUGAUGGAGACAGUAGCUCGAAUGUCAGAGGAUGGAGAGCCAACAGUUCGAGCCGAACUCAUGGAGCAGGUCCCAAACAUAGCCAUGUUCCUCCACGAGAGUCGACCUAACUUCCCAGCAGCCUUCUCCAGAUACUUGGUGCCCAUUGUAGUGCGCUAUCUCACAGACCCCAACAACCAAGUGCGUAAAACCAGCCAGGCGGCGCUGCUGGUUCUCCUGGAACAGGGUCUGAUCUCCAAAGCCGACAUGGAAACCAAAGUGUGUCCUGUCCUGCUCGACCUCACAGAGCCCCGUUGUGACGAUGACUACAAAAUCGAGGCAGUGGCUAUUAUGUGUAAAGUGGUGACCAUGCUGAGCAAAGACACAGUGGAGCACCUCCUCCUACCACGCUUCUGUGACCUCUGCAGUGACGCCAGACUCUUCCAAGUCCGAAAGGUUUGUGCUGCUAAUUUUGGGGAGUUUUGUUCAAUCGUUGGACAGGAGGCAACGGAAAAGCUACUGAUGCCCAAGUUCUUCGACCUGUGCUCUGACAGUCUGUGGGGCAUCAGAAAAGCCUGUGCCGAGUGUUUUAUGAUGGUGUCAAACUCCACCUCUCCAGAAGUGCGACGCUCAAAGUUAUCCCCCCUGUUCAUCAGUCUCAUCAGUGACCAGUCCCGUUGGGUCCGACAGGCUGCCUUUCAGUCAUUGGGGCGCUUUAUCUCCACCUUCGCCAAUCCCUCCAGCACAGGCCUUCACUUCAGAGAGGAUGGAGCCCUGCUCGAGGUGCCCAGGUGCACAGCAGACAAUGACUGCUCCCUAAACUCCCUGAACUGCCCCAACCUGAGCACGCAUCACAGCACAGAGAGGACCAUUGCCCACACACCCCCUAACCAGGACGGCCGAGCCACCCCUUCUCCUGAGCGCUCGCUAACGGCCGACCGCGAAGACAUGCGCACCUACGAAUACAACCACCACCACCCUCACAACCAACACCACACGCCUGACGCACAGGAAAGCUUUAGCCACAACCACCUCAACAACAGCAGCACCACCACAGACAAUGAGCAGACAGAUGAGAACUUUAACUCUUUCCACUACUGGAGAUCCCCUUUACCGGACAUCAGUGACGAACUGGAGAUGCUAACGACAACAAAAGAGGAGGGGAGAGAGGAGGAGGAGGUUAAGACAGAGGAACAGCCAAAGCAGCAGAAAGACCAACUGAGAGAUAGCUGCACACACGACGCUAAAUCCAACUCCACCAGUGAUCAGAUACAGAAGGUGUUGGACUGUUUGCAGCCUCACUUAGAUGACCCCGAUGUGCAAGCCCAAGUGCAGGUGUUGUCGGCCGCCCUCAAAGCCGCGCAGCUCGACAGCCCGUCCAUGAGCGCUGACAACAGCCCCACCACAGAGAGCUCGUCUCAGGACAGUGACUCGGACAGCCCCUCUGAUGAGUGCAAGUCCAUGGAGCUGCAGUCAGAGGAGAGCGAGUGCAGCGACAGUCCCACAGAGGAGGAGAAGAGUCUGGAGUCUCCCGCCACCAGCCCCGAGUCCGGUCCAGAGUCUGGUCCAGAGCCCUGUCCUGAGUCUGAGCUAGAGUCCUGUCCCAAGUCCUGUCCUGUCCAAGAGCAUGGAGAUGAGGAGGGGAAUAGUAAACCAGUGGAGAACCAGGAAGAGUCACCGCCAAAUUCACCACUUCUGGAGUCUGAGCUCAUUGAGAGCAUAGAAGACGAGGGCAUCGAGGACUCCGCUCACAGCCCCACAUCAGAGGACAAACCCAAGAUACAGAAUGUGAUCCCCCAGCAGCUCCUGGAUCAGUACCUCUCCAUGACAGACCCAGCCCGAGCUCAGACAGUGGACACGGAGAUAGCCAAGCACUGUGCCUUCAGUCUGCCCGGGGUGGCCCUCACACUGGGGAGGCAGAAUUGGCACUGUCUCAAGGACACCUACGAAACACUGGCUACUGAUGUGCAGUGGAAAGUGCGGCGGACUCUGGCCUUCUCCAUACAUGAGUUGGCGGUGAUACUUGGAGACCAGCUCACAGCAGCAGACCUGGUCCCCAUCUUCAACGGGUUUCUCAAAGAUCUGGACGAGGUCCGCAUUGGAGUACUCAAGCAUCUCUAUGACUUCCUCAAGCUCCUCCACGCAGACAAGAGGCGAGAGUACCUGUAUCAGCUGCAAGAGUUCAUGGUCACCGACAACAGCCGCAACUGGAGAUUCAGAUACGAGCUGGCAGAGCAACUGAUCCUCAUCAUCGAGCUGUACAGUCACUACGAUGUGUACGACUACCUCAGGCAGAUCGCACUCACACUGUGCUCUGACAAAGUGUCCGAAGUCCGGUGGAUUUCCUACAAACUGGUGGUGGAGAUCCUUCAGAAGCUGUAUGCAAGUGGCGCAGAUGAUCUGGGCCUGAACUUUAUCAAUGAGCUCACAGUCAGGUUUUGUCACUGUCCCAAAUGGGUGGGACGACAAGCCUUUGCCUUUAUAUGCCAGGCCAUUGUGGAGGAGGAGUGCAUGCCCAUGGAUCAGUUCAGCCAGCACCUCCUGCCGAGCCUGCUCAGCCUCUCCUCAGACCCUGUGGCCAACGUGCGCGUGCUGGUGGCCAAAGCACUGCGCCAGAGUGUCAUGGAGAAACCUUACUUCAAGGAGCCCGGCUGUGCCUACUCAGAUGAGCUGGAGGAGACUGUCAUGACGCUGCAGUCAGACAAGGACCGAGACGUGCGCUUCUUCGCCAGCCUGGACCCCAACAAAAACCUGGCAGACACCGCACCCCUCAUCUAACCCCCUCCUCCCCCUACAGACUCUCCUCCUCCUGUCAAACUUUUACAGACUUCUACAGACCACAACACCAGCAGAAACCUAACCAGGGAACGGCAAGACAGAACCUGCUAAUCAUGUCUUGAGGUCCAUUAAAAAACGCGCACAUUCACAGCAGUACCAGUUGCAUUCAGAGUUUUUAGAAAAAGAGCAGGACUCGUAUUUUGAACUUUGGAACUCCACCCCCCCCUUUUCCCUAAACUAAUUGCUAACCCUUCCUAAAGCUAAUUGUAAGCUUGAUUAUAAACUGUUUUUCGUUUAAUUUUUGCAUUUCUUAAACCGGUCGCUUGAAUCUCGAUGUGUUGUGCACUAACUCAGGGGGACCCAUUUGAACUGAAAAACAGCAUUCGUGAAAAAAAGAAAAAAAAUGCAAGCAUAUUGUCCCGCUUUUUGUUGAGCCACUGACCAGCGAAAAUCAAGUAGCUUUACUGGUGAUUUUCAAUUCGUUUGGUCCAAAACUGAAAUUCAUUUUUGUCUCCAAUGUCUUCAGAUAUGUCAUUGUGUUAAUGUGAUAUCUUUAUUUUACAUUUGGGUAACCACUACUUUUUUGUAAUUAAACCUAACAUAAUUUUAUCAGGUAACAUUAAUCGGUCCAAUUUUCGACAUCCCAAAAGUAAAGUUUUCUGUUGACCUUAUUUCUGUAUGCAAGCAAACGUCUUGAAUUGGCCAGAAAAUUAUUGCACUUUUAGUUUUUUGUUUUUAUAAUCAAAAAUUCUAUGUUUUAAAAAAAAAUAUUAGCCCCAGUUUUAGAUGUAUGUGAUUGGCAGGGAGUAAGCUUAGACCAAUUUUAUUUUGAAGAUUGACUAUCUGAGAAGAGAUACAUUUUUAGUAUUUUUAGUAACUGUAUUUUUAGGUUGAAUUUUACAUUGUUUCUAAUAUAUUGGCCAUCAUAAUAUGAAAAAUCAAGCCAUAAUUGACAAACUUCUUUAACACUCAUUUUUCUAUUCUAGUUUAACAGGAUCAACUAAAACUAAAAUGUUUGGACCUACCAUUGGUGUUGAUUGAACUAUUACAAUUUCCACAUUUCUCUUAUACACUGACCCAAACUUCUACAAAAAAUUGUUUUCAUAAAAUAUUGAAUUUUUUUUUUUCCACCAAAAAUGUGAUUUGUUCCACUCAUUUUCAGGACAUGUACCGGAAUACCUCUGCUUGGAUUUGACUUGCCAGUGAGGAUUUGAGUGUCAGCGAAUAGCAAAUAGUUUUAGUUGUGGCGUUUUUAACAUCUCUAACAAGGGCUCAUGUUGGAUGGACAGGGUCUAUUUGAUGACGAUGAAAUGAGCACAUAGUUUGGAAUAUGCAUGUCCCCCACAAAUUUCUUCCCCUCUCUCCUCCCCUGUCCCAUUUGUGUAUAGUCAAUUCCCAUGAUGGUUGCGGAUCUAAAGUGUACAGUAGGUAGCUUUUUAAUAUAGCGAAGAACAUCUGAACCAGGUGAUAUUUCCCUGUCAAAGUGGAGCCAUUUUAAAGUAUGAGUUUUCUCAAAAAUGUUGUACAGCGUUUGAACCUGUGGAAAAAAUGGUUGAGUUUUUUUGAACCAAGGCCAGUUUGAGUAGGGUAUACUAUGGACCCAAAAGAUGAGGUGUGUGGAUAUUGGGAGCAGUCACCAAGUCACUUUUUGUAGUCUUUGGAGCUCUUUUCUUUUCCUUGUAAAUGAUAAGCCGUUUUUGACAGACCUAACUUGAGAAACUUAAGCUGAUUGUGGUGUGUGCUGUGCAUCUCAAGUUUUGUUUUGUUUACUUCAGAAACUUUUUGGAGAGGCCACUGCGGUGAAUGGCACUCAUCUCGUCUGUCUGCGACCUGUGUCCAUCUCAUUUUUUUAUGUAGUAGAACAGUUAAUAUAUACAUUUUAUGAAAAUUAUUUUUCUUUUCAAUUAUGCACCACUGUUCAAAGAUUUUAUAUCCUAACUUUACAAAAUUUACAAUCUUUUUAAUAUUCAAUGGUUUCAUUAAAAAGACGUUUUAUGUAAUGUUAUUUUUAGUAUUCUGUAAUUAAAAUGAUAAAAAUUACAGAA